CAUCCGCCAACUGUCAACUCGUAACUGUCACCCAAAAUGACAACCGAAAAUCAACCUUGGCAUCACUGUCAGCUCUUGUGUUAUGAGAAUUCGACGAUACAACGACGGUGCAAAUUUCUAAACUUCGUCAAGUCCUAAGCAGUCCAACCACAGAAGCAUGUCGCUCAAACCGCGAAGAAUAGUGUUCGAAGAGGUCUGGACGGACCUGCGGGAAACGGUACAGCAGGUGAUCACACUGCAGGGCAUCAAGCGGGAUGUCUGGAGCAAUCGAUUUGUCGACGUGUACGAAAUAUGCGUUGCACACCCGGAACCGUUGGCCGAUCGGUUGUAUCUGGAGACGAAAACGUUCCUUGAAAAUCACGUCCAAACGCUGCUGGAAAAGCGUGUCCUUGUAGCCGAUUCUCAACACGCUUCCAAGGAUGAAACGUUCGCCGGAGCAUCGUCGUCCGGGUCGGGGUCGUAUCUGCUGUUGGAGCGAUAUUUCGACGCGUGGGUUGAAUACAGCCGUGGUUCGCAGUACUUAAACCAUCUCUAUCUCUAUCUCAAUCAACAGCACAUCAAGAAACAAAAGCUUAACGAAGCGGAAGCCGUGUACGGUUGCAACAACCAUGGCGAUAGUCAGGAGAAGAUGGAGAUCGGUGAGCUGACGCUCGAAAUCUGGAACCAGUACAUGAUACAGCGGCUCGGUGACGAGCUGGUCGAUCAGAUACUGAGCGGCAUAAAUGCGGAACGGGCAAACAAUUCUGGUGGCCAGUAUAACAACAAGAACACAGAGGUUAUACGGGGUGUGAUACAAAGCUUUGUCGCCGUGCAGGAGGACCGCCGGAAGGGUUCGCUCAAGCUGUACCAGGAACUGUUCGAGGCGCGCAUGCUGGAGGAAAGCGGUCAAAACUUCCGCAUCGUAGCGAGUGAUUUGUUGCAGGUGUGCAGCGUUAGUCAGUACAUGGAGCGGAUAAUCAAAAAGUUCGAAGAGGAAGAAAAGUUGGCUAAAAUUUAUCUACAUGAAAGUUCUCUUCCCAAACUGCGCAAGGUGUGCGAGGAGGAAAUGGUGACCAAACACAUGAACUUCCUGUACUCCGAGUGCAAGGAGAUGGUGGCAGACGAGAAAAGCACUGAUCUGAGAAAUCUCUACAUCCUGCUCAAACCGGUUACGGACGGGUUGAAGCGGCUGAUCGAGGUGUUCCUGGAGCACAUCAAGGAGCAGGGCAAGAAGACAAUUUCGUGCAUGAAGGGUGAUUCGGUACAUAUACAGUUCGUGGAAAACAUGCUGGACGUCCACCGGAAGUACGAGGAACUGAUACACACGACGUUCAAGUCGGACCCGCUGUUUUUGGGUGCGCUCGAUAAAGCUUGCGCUCGGAUCAUCAACGAGAAGCACAGCAAUAAUCAGGUAUGCCGCAGUGCCGAGCUGGUCGCCAAAUACUGUGAUAGCUUGCUGAAGAAAUCGAAAACGACUGAGGGCGAAAUCGACCAGAAGCUGACGCGCAGCAUCAUCAUCUUCAAGUACAUCGAGGACAAGGAUGUUUAUCAGAAGUUUUACAGCCGCAUGCUGGCCAAACGAUUGAUUCACGAGCAGUCGCAAAGUAUGGACGCGGAAGAGCUGAUGAUCAACAAGCUGAAGCAAGCGUGCGGGUACGAGUUCACCAACAAGCUGCACCGCAUGUUCACCGACAUUUCGGUAUCGAUAGAUUUGAAUGCAAAGUUUAGCAAAUAUUUGAACGACAACAAUCACGAGACUGGUAUCAACUUUUCUGUCAAGGUGCUGCAGGCCGGUGCGUGGCCCCUGGGACCAACGCAAGUCGUGGCAUCGUUCGCCAUACCGCAGGAGUUUGAAAAAUCGAUCCGUCUGUUCGAAGAGUUUUACCAUAUCAACUUUAGCGGGCGCAAGCUGACCUGGCUGCACCAUCUGUGCCACGGCGAGAUGAAGCUGUCGUUCGAAAAGCGCAACUACAUCGUCACGAUGCAGACGUACCAGAUGGCAAUACUGCUGAUGUUCGAAAACACGGACAAGUACACGUGCAAGGAGCUGCAAACGUCGCUGCAGCUGCAGCAGGAAAUUUUCCAACGGCAUCUGCAAAGUUUGGUGGAGGCCAAACUUUUGCUACUUAGCGAAGAGAAAAUGAAUGACGAUACGGAGGUUAGCAUCAACGUAAAUUAUAACAACAAGCGCACUAAAUUCAAAAUCACCACCAACCUGCAGAAGGAAACACCGCAAGAGGUGGAACACACGAUGAAUGCCGUGGACGAAGAUCGCAAGAUGUAUCUGCAGGCGGCGAUCGUACGCAUUAUGAAGUCUCGAAAGGUGCUACGACACAACACCCUUAUACAGGAGAUUCUCUCCCAGUCGAAGGUUAGCUUUGCACCGAACGUGUCGAUGAUUAAAAAGUGCAUCGAGUCACUAAUCGACAAGCAGUACAUCGAACGAACGCCCAACUCCGGCGAUGAGUACAGCUACGUGGCAUAGGAUGGCGCUCGGCGGUGGCUUUGCAUUAACCCGUGUGGCGUGUGGAACCUAGCAGCGGAUGGAUUGUUAAAAGAGACGUUGUAAAAGGAUGCUCGCCCAUGCUACCCCACUCCUCUCCACCCUCCACACACACACACACACACACACAUCCACCGUGCGCCGGUACGGUUACAGUUGUUUAUGAAAUAAUGGAUCGUUCAGGCAGAGUGAUAUACACGGGAAGCGUUACAAGUAAUAUACACACAGUGAGGAAAACGAGAGAGAGAGAGAGAGAAAAUUAAAGAAAAUCUUUCAAGAAAAAUGGCUCAAGCGCACUCCAAACAUUGUCCAGAGCCGACGACGACGAUACGAACAUCCUCUCCUUCACAUACACAUCACUUCCAGCGACCAGAGCAUCUCGAGCUCGUUGUUUUCCUUUUGUUUUGCGUUUCUUUUUUGCAGUGGGGAAUGAACCUAAGCUUAACUUUUAAAUCGUUUCUGGUUUUUCGAUACUCUCUUAUAUCGCUGGUCACGAUCGCGCGCGCGCGCAUAUGUGUGUGUGUGUGGAGGUUGAAUUUUGCUGCGAACCUAUUGUUUCUUUUUGUACCACUUUUUGUAAAUACAUAAUCUUUUGUACGUGUUCAUGUUUUCUUACCAAGGAAAACGAAGUAACGAA
Anopheles stephensi (Asian malaria mosquito) is the source of this 3119-nucleotide messenger RNA. RefSeq names its product cullin-2 (gene Cul2). Gene Ontology annotation, cellular component: SCF ubiquitin ligase complex; Cul2-RING ubiquitin ligase complex. Gene Ontology annotation, molecular function: ubiquitin protein ligase binding. The record is from RefSeq and is a predicted model, not a curated record. The transcript has 12 exons. NCBI's taxonomy places the organism in Eukaryota, Metazoa, Arthropoda, Insecta, Diptera, Culicidae. Gene Ontology annotation, biological process: protein ubiquitination; SCF-dependent proteasomal ubiquitin-dependent protein catabolic process. The coding region runs from base 158 to 2464 and encodes 768 amino acids.